AUGGAAAGCAUGCGAGGCGAGUCAAUGGCAGGAAUGCUGCUGUCCAGUGAUGGCCUUGCGGAAAUGGAGAAGCAGAUGAGUGGUGAGAUCAAUGAGAUGCAGCAAUCCGCCGCCAGUGCCAUCAAACAACGGGCAGAGAAACUUCAGGAUUUCGUCCGAGACACAAAGCAACGAUACUUAACAGCACGUGAAGCUGUAUCCCACAGCCUUGCUGGCUUGGCUGAUUCGGUUGCGACCAGGUGGCGCCGAUUGACGGUGGCAUCGUUUCAUGAACGACUCGGAAAGUGUUGUUGCUCGAGAAAUGUCGUGGAUGGAUGCGAGUGGCAGCCUUUCAAGCUGGGCGGUCCGAUUGUUGAUUACGAGUGCAAGAUCGGUUUCAUGGAUUACAUGGAUGCGAUCACCGCCGGGAGUAUGGAAGGAGCUUCCAGCAAUACAUCGGAAGUGGACAACAUUCUGGACCAGUGCGCUGCCUCAAAAGGCUGGCAGUACCAAUCCUGGGACUGGUCACCACCUGCUGCCAAUAUCAGCAUGCCCGGUGAGGUAGUUGCUGUGCCGCCAGUUCCUAUUGUUGCCUUGCAUCAUUUGGAGACAUCUGUUGUGGUGCCGGAUGUCGUCAAGCCAACUGACGACCUCAUCGUCGCAGUGCCGGCAGACAGCAGCGAGUCGCACCAGCCGGCAGAGAAAGAAAUCAGUGGUGGUGCCCCUCGCGAAGCUCUCCAGCCAAACGAAACUGCUCUGGAUCUCGAUGUGGAGACGGUCAGCAGUGCUAUCAAGGACAUCGUUGGGCUGCCAGAUGAGAAGCCAUCAGAUCAGGCACCCAAAGUCGAAGAGAGUCAGGAGAAACAAGCUGAGGGUAUGGAUGAAUUGGAUCGAGCUGCUGCAGAACUAGCUGCAGCCGAGCGGGCUGUCUCUUUGCUGCCAGGCUCUGGCCAGAUUGCUCCGGCCAUUGAUGCCAGCGCUCAACUUGUUCAGUCCGACCCCGCUGACCCCGCUGCUGCAGUGGAAGUCAACGCGAGUGUCGUUCCGAAUGUGGUGCCCAUCGGUUGGACAAAGGCGCAGCAAGGUCAGCAGGCGUCUGUCGAUUCUGGACAUGCUCUGGAGGAUGAGCGCAGAAGGCUUUCAGAGAAGAAUGCCGGCCGGAGACAUGCGCGGGACGACGAGCUGUUUCGCGAGUCGGAGACCAGCCCUCGUGGCUGGUGCCUGUGCAGUGUUGACACCAACCGGCACGGUAGAUGGGCUUUCGUGGCCACCGGUCCAGCUGUUGAGGCUCCGAGACAUUUGCGAGCCAGGCCGCUUGCAAGCGCCUCCACAGUGCCCACGAGCAGAUGCAGUGCCUGUAGGAACGUGCAGGACGGGUCCAAGACCACUCAUCGAGAGGUGGGUUCAGAGCCUGCUUCAGGUGCAUUUUCGAUCAAGGGCUCUGCCUUGGGUGCAGCAGCAAUUCUUGGCGUGCGUCGAGUCUUGGGACACCGGUGCAGGCAGCCGGUUCAGCGUGCACAGUCUCCUUUCGCAGAGAUUGCUUUCGCUGCUGCCCUCUAUGGAACUGUGCGUGCGGCUGCGCAUGCAUGGGUGUCGGCGACCGACAGCUUCGCUUUGCGUGACGAACUCUUUCAGGACAUGGCAGUGGCCCACACUUAUAAAAACUCCAUUCGGCCAUGGAUUCAGUCGGGGGUCAUUGCUCUGAUCUCGAGCAUCUUCGUAGUUUUCGCGGUCAAGGAGUUUAUCAAGUCGAUGAAAGAGUGGGAACAGCAGCAGGAAGUGAAAGAGAUGUCCGCGAUGGGAGAGGACGCCCUGUUUCUGAUGUCCACUCCGGUCGAUGCGACACCGCUCGAAAAAAAGAAAGACAGGAUGAGGAAGCGCCUGACGCCGCUGCCAAUGCGGCUUCUCGGAGGUCUCCUGGACAAAGUAUGGCUACUGCGUGUUGGUGCAUGCGUUGGGUACCUGCUUCCGUUUCUCAAUGCUUUGGACUUCGGAGAGAUCUCCAUCUCUCUUUAUCCGUAUGCUGUGGGAGUCCCACCCUGUGAGCCCAUCGUCAACUUCAUGCAGCACACCCUUAAAAUGCGCUAUCUAUACAAUGCCUACUUGAAGUCAGGAUACUACUUCCUCAUCGUAUGGUUCCUCUUCAUUCAGCUAGCAGUGAGAAACAAGGCGGCCCCAUUCUAUGUGCGCUUCCACUCCUCGCAGGCGAUUUUGAUCUCCAUGCUCUUGGGAGUCCCGCAGCAGGUUUUCUUUGCUGUGCUAAAUCCAUGGGAGUCUGGCCUUUGGGUACAGACUUUCAUGUACCACAGCAUGGUGUCAAUCUUUCUCUUCAUCGUGUGCCUCCUUCUCUGGUGUUGUUUAAAUGCUUUGAUGAAGCGUCAAAUGGCCAUGCCGUUGGUUUCCGAGGCUGCCGUGAUGUGGGCUGGAAAAGAGUGA
Messenger RNA from Symbiodinium sp. CCMP2592, 2415 nucleotides. The record is from the annotation of a GenBank genome assembly. Lineage: Eukaryota; Dinophyceae; Suessiales; Symbiodiniaceae.